Molecule: messenger RNA, 1969 nt
Organism: Penaeus chinensis
Lineage: Eukaryota; Metazoa; Arthropoda; Malacostraca; Decapoda; Penaeidae
Exons: 11
Coding region: 10-1863 (617 amino acids)
Molecular function (GO): DNA-binding transcription factor activity
Source: RefSeq, a predicted model, not a curated record
CACAACCCAAUGGCUGGAAUUCUUCACAUCCGCUCGGAGGAAGAAAUGCCUUCUUCUGUCACAAUCAAAAUCGAGGCACCUUCUACUAUUGAUAACAAUGCAGUGAAAGCAGAAGUUAUUUGUGCAACUUCAGCUGAGAAUGAAUAUUUCGAUUAUAUGAUAAACUCGACUUGUGGAUAUGUGGACAGCAUAGAGAAGGCCAAUGAGACCAUAAGAAGAUAUCAGGAACAAACUUCAUCCAAAUUUAUAUGCUACAAAGUGCAGAGAAGCUUUGGAAGAAAUGAGUGGUGUUUAGACAACCAUAAGAUCCUGUGGCAUCAAGAAGAACAAAAAGUUAAAUUGGAAAAUAACUUUCUUGGCAAUGAUGGCAUUCCAUAUGUUCUUAUUGGAAGCAAAAUACUAGAAUGUCAGUUUGGCAUUGAUAGAAAUUUGUACCAAAAGAAGAGGCAUCAAGAAAGAAGAAAGGUUGAAUUAUUGAAAAUAAAAGACCGCCGUCACCCAGUCUCUAAAAAGGUCAAUUGCCCUGCCAAAAUCAUAUUGAAAGAUGUUGUAAAAUUCCCAUCUUUCAAGGCUGAGAAAAAUACAGCUCAUGCAAAGAAACUGAAGGCUCUUCUUCUUCGUCUUGCACUCAAAGAAAGUCGUGCAGAGGGAGAACGCAGAAUAUACAUACAGCUUCCUGAAGAGACAGAUCACUGCAACCAUGAAAGAGGAAUUGUCAAUAAAAGGCCAAGGAAACCACGGGACUUACAAAAUACCAAAGUUGAAAUUCUGCCCACCUUAGACGCGGAGCUGAAUGAGACCGACUUUCUCCACACAUUUAGAGUUACAAGACCUGUGUAUCAGUUUUUAGUUGAUGAGUGGCAGAAAGAAACAAAACAAAAUUUGAUGGAGGAUGAAGUGCCAGGUGAAAAUUUAGAGCUUUACAGCCAGCAUGUAUUAGCAGUAUUGUAUUAUUUAGGAUCUACUGAGAGCCUAGCUUCAGUAUGUUCAAGGUUCAGAAUAAAGUCUGCAGCCUUUAUAGACAUCACUGUCAAAUUUGCUGACUUUUUGUUGAAGGAGUCAGAGAAGUACUUGAGCUUACCAAGCUUAGAGGAAAGAAUCAGAAUAGCAGAAGUGAUCAAGCACAACUGUGGGUUUCCUGGUGCAUUUGGAGCUAUGGAUGCUGCACUGAUUCACAUGAAAACACCAGCAGGAGCAGACAAACAAGAGUAUACCUAUGUGAAAGAAGGAAUAAGCUGUAAAUGUGCCUUCGUCUUGCAGUUUAUUGUAGAUCAUAGACUCCUCUUCCGAGAUAUCCAUGUGGAUUCACCAGCCACAGGAACCAGAGUUCAAGUCUUUCAGGAAUCACAAGCCUGGGCGCACCUCCAAAGUCUUUCAAGUGCAGAGACCCACUUAGUUGCUCCAGCUACAUACCCUUUGGCUCCUGCUAUCAUGACGCCACAUGUGAAAGAUGUCUUGUCUUACCAGGAAGCCCUGUUUAAUGAGAAUCAUCAUGAAGCCAGCAAAUUGACUACAAAUGCCAUGACAGUCUUCAAAUCCAGAUUCAAGAGGAUGCAGCAAAUGGACAGACACGUUGCAACCAAUAUGAAAUUAUUGAAGGCUACUUGCAUUUUGCACAAUAUAGCACUAAUGCAUGAGAAUGAAAUGGUAUUAGAGAACAUGCAGAUGGAAUACAACAGUGAGAUGGAUGAGGAGGGUUGGCAUAAUGUUGGCAUGGAGGAAUUUGUGGCAGAGUUUGGCAUCCUUGGAGGAGAAGAGAAGAGGCACUACCUUACUACUGUCAUGACAGCAAGACCCGACACCAUGUUAUCUUAUGUGCAGUUAUCACCAUCGCAUAUUGGUGAUAAUUUAGUUAUAUCUUGAAAAUAUAUUUACCUUACAUAAGGUAGUCAUACCAAAAGAGUCCUAUAUCUUUCUAUACUUUCUUGCAAAUACAAAAUACAAAACAUAACCAUGUUGAUUUCUUUUA